This is a messenger RNA of Daldinia childiae, 708 nucleotides long. RefSeq names its product Cellulose-growth-specific protein. Lineage: Eukaryota; Fungi; Ascomycota; Sordariomycetes; Xylariales; Hypoxylaceae. The record is from RefSeq and is a predicted model, not a curated record. The transcript has 2 exons. Bases 1 to 708 code for a protein of 235 amino acids.
AUGCUCUUCUCACUUCCUCUUCUCGUCGCACCGGCCCUGGUCGCCGCCCACGGUGCCGUGACAAGUUACGAAAUUGGCGGAAAGACGUACGAGGGUUACCAAGGAUUUUCUCCCGUCGCGGGAGCUCAGAUCAUCCAAAGACAAUGGCCCGACUACAACCCGAUCAUGACUGUCACCGACCCCAAGAUGACUUGCAACGGUGGUACCUCCGCGCCCCUCGCCGCCGAAGUCCCAGCCGGUGAGAACGUGACUGCGGUUUGGAAGCAGUGGACCCACGAGCAGGGCCCCGUGAUGGUAUGGCUCUACAGCUGCGACGGCGAGUUCACCGCCUGCGACGGCAAGAGCAAGAAGUGGUUCAAGAUUGACGAGUUGGGCCUAUGGGGCAACGUCUUGAACAGCGCCAAUUGGGGAACUGCGGUCGUUUUCAAGGACCUCAAGUACUCUAGCCGAAUUCCCAAGACCCUCAAGCCCGGCAACUACCUCAUCCGCCACGAGCUGCUCGCUCUCCACCAAGCCAACACUCCUCAGUUCUACCCCGAGUGUGCGCAGAUCAAGGUUACCGGUUCCGGUACCGCUACUCCUCCGGCCAACCUUCUGGCCUCCAUCCCCGCAUAUGCUGCUCAGUCCGACCCUGGUAUCAUGGUCGACAUCUACCAGGGCGGUGGAACUUCAUACAAGACCCCUGGUCCCGCUGUGUGGACUGGUUAA